Hyalella azteca is the source of this 1397-nucleotide messenger RNA. RefSeq names its product transcriptional regulator ATRX homolog. The annotation marks the transcript as partial. Gene Ontology annotation, molecular function: ATP binding; ATP hydrolysis activity; ATP-dependent chromatin remodeler activity. Gene Ontology annotation, cellular component: nucleus. The transcript has 5 exons. NCBI's taxonomy places the organism in Eukaryota, Metazoa, Arthropoda, Malacostraca, Amphipoda, Hyalellidae. The record is from RefSeq and is a predicted model, not a curated record.
AUGGCGUCGCUUUUGCAAUUGGGUGGAGUGCGCUGCAUUACGCUUAGGCCAAACCUGCUGGGCUCCAAGGAGGAGUUCCACAACAAAUUUGUGAAACCAAUCGAUGCCGGGAGCAAUGCUCACGCAACUCCUUGUAAUGUGAAGAGGAUGAAGUGGAGACUAUACGUGCUGCAGGACAUGCUCGACAGCUGCAUUCAGUGGCUGGACCACACAUCGCUGAAGACUUUGUUGCCAUUGCCAUCCAAAAUGGAGUAUGUAAUCCUCAUAAAGAUGAGCCCCCUGCAGGCCAAAAUGUACGAUUUUUACAAUAAAAACCUGGCAAAAGGCGGCUACAAGAAGAGCGCAACGGGUCGCCCUGGUCGAUCUGCGUUUUUGCAAGAUCUACAUAACCUACGUCGUGUCUGGACGCAUCCUAUGAUGCUGGCGACUAACACGUCUGAAAAGGAUGAGGACCUGCAAGCCGAAUGUGAUGAAGAUGAGGAAAUUGACGAGCUGGACUACCCUGAGGAGGCAGUUUGCAAGCCUGCUAGUCCUAGUGAUGAUUCACCCGACGGUCUCACCCAGAAGGACAAAAUGCAGCUGGACUGGUGGAAGGAGAUCGUGGCAGCGUCAGUUGACAUUAAAGACAAAACGUGGAAGAACUGCCCCGAAUACAGCGGCAAAAUGGUAAUACUGCUGAACGUCAUGCAAGAUUGCUUUACCAACGGUGAAAAACUAUUAAUCUUCUCGCAAAGCCUCAGAACGUUAAACCUCAUCGAAAACUUUUUAGAUUUGAUAGAAAAAGGGGACCUUACGAUGCCAUCCUAUGAAAAUGCCAAGCCGCUGCAGUUUACAAACUGGACGCCGGACUUGGACUACCUCAGAUUGGAUGGAAACACCCCUGCUAACACCAGGGAACGCCUUUGCAAGUUCUUCAAUGAUGAGGAGAAUGACAGGUGCAGACUUUUCCUUGUCUCCACUCGGGCUGGCAUCGGCAUCAACCUCGUGGCGGCCAAUCGGGCCGUAAUUUUUGACGCAUCGUGGAAUCCUUCUCACGAUGCGCAGGCCACGGCGAGGAUCUAUCGCAUGGGCCAGACCAAGACCAGCUACAUUUACCGAUUUGUCACACAGGGCUCAAUGGAGGAAAAAAUCUACUGGCGACAGGUGUUCAAGCUAAUUCUGUCAGCACGUGUGCUUGAGGAGAAGACUAUCACACCGACAUUCGACACCACCAACAUCGCCGACUUCUACGAGUCAUGUGCAGAUGUGGAGUACCUCAACACGCCCAUUGUAGAGGAUAAACUGAUGGCCGGCCUUAUCGCCCAACACAAGAAUUGGAUCUCAGCGGUCUUCUUACAUGACUCACUCCUCGAUGGCGAAAAAGAAGAACUAACCGAAGAGGAGAAGAAGGAUGCAUG